This is a messenger RNA of Paramisgurnus dabryanus, 4660 nucleotides long. Its product is annotated as plakophilin-4-like. Lineage: Eukaryota; Metazoa; Chordata; Actinopteri; Cypriniformes; Cobitidae. Gene Ontology annotation, cellular component: plasma membrane; adherens junction; cytoplasm. Gene Ontology annotation, molecular function: protein binding. The record is from RefSeq and is a predicted model, not a curated record. Gene Ontology annotation, biological process: cell-cell adhesion.
UGCACACUGGGUGGGGAGCACUCCUGAAAGUAUGGCAACGAAUCUCCAGGAAUAACGAGCUACAAAUGGACAAUAUCUUGACCCGAUGAGCACUGAAACUUAAUUCAUCGUCUUCAUUCAAAAGAUUAAUCGUAAAGGAAUGUCAGAACAGGUAAAGGAAAAGGCAGGUAAACAGCGGAGGAAUCUCUGGAAUGAAAGGUAUGUGCAUGAACCAUAUUUUUCCACUGGCAGCACAACUAACAUGGCAGGGCAUCUCCGAGUUCAAGGAGGAAUGCCAGCUCCAAAGCAAAGCCCAAAUGGCCGAGAAGGUGCAGUGCCAGCUCUUCACAACAUGGAGUCUGACAGCACUUCAACCACCACCAACAUUCUAGCCUCGGUCAAAGAACAGGAGCUCCAAUUUGAGCGCUUGACAUGGGAACUGGAGGUGGAGCGACAGAUCUUAGCCAAUCAGCUGGAACGAUGCAGACUUGGUUCAGAAUCACCAGGAGCUGCUAGUGGCAGCUCAUCUGAGAAGUCUCUUUCCUGGAGAUGUCCUGAUGCGUCAUUGUACUGUGAUGUAAAGUCUCAAAUGACUGGCAGCCGUCAUACUCCAGUGUUUGGUGUGAGGAUGGAGGGAGAGCAGCUGUCUCUGUAUUCUACAGACAAGCGGCCACUAGGCAACUCUCACAGCUCUAACCAGAUGAACUCUUACUCUGAUAGUGGUUACCAGGAUGCUGGUAGCUACUACAGCAGCCAGGAGCAGGGCAAGUGUGAGUUGAGAUUGCAGCACUCAUUUCAGGGUUCUGGAGGAGGCUCCACACUGCAGAGAAACGCUAGGGCUGAGGGCCAGGUGAUAGGACAGGGAUCAGAAGAGACAUAUGGGGCUAUACCGGAACAUGCUAUACGGCGAGUCAGUUCAAUGCCUUCUCGCACUCAGUCACCUUACGAAAGCAGCAUCUCUCGGUCUCGAGGGUCACUGCGGACAGUGGGAAGCUCCUACGGAUCACCCAUCAUGACAGAGCGAAAAAAUGUGCCCUCCAUUUUCACAAGUGCCACCCUACCCUUAGUCCCACAAGCCAGCUCACCCUAUUCCACGCAGCUAAACUCCCCUGUCACCCUACGUAGAAUAGGCUCCACUAAUUCCUACUCUGGUGGUACCAGCCACCUCACUAUGCCGUAUUCGGGAGGUGUGGGGUCUGUGGGUGGAGAGGGACAGGUCAGGUCUGGGUGUCCAGCCAGGCCAGGAAUGGCAGCGGUUCCACAACAUUAUAGGCCAACAGUUCCAACAAUGCUUGUUAACGAUGCCUCUGAUCCAUACAGUACACACAGCUAUGAGGUCUACGAGAGAAUACCCAAAAGAACAGACAGCCUCAAAGGUGUGCGAUCAUCUUACACUAGUCAGCACAGUCAGAUAGGUGCUGAAAUGAGAUCCACCAUUUCCCCUGACCGUCAUAUAGGACCCAUCUAUGAGGACCGUAUCUUUCGUGGGCCCCUCUAUCGGAGCCCCAGCCAUGCAGCUGGAGAUCAGAACCACAACAUUGCUGUCUACAGGUCAUCCUUUGGUGUGGGUAACCUGCAGCGAAGCUCCAGUCAACGCAGUAACAUGACAUACCAAAGAAGUAACUAUGAUCUAAACACCAUCUACACAGAACCAUAUCGACUGGCACCAAACCGGCCAUCUGACUCCAGCUAUACACGGAAGCCUAUCGUCAUGGAUGAUGAUACCCCACACUCACCCUCAAUAGACAGCAUACAAAAGGACCCAAGAGAGUUUGCGUGGCGUGACCCAGAGUUGCCAGAGGUUAUUCGCAUGCUACAGCAUCAGUUCCCAUCUGUGCAGGCCAAUGCAGCGGCAUACUUGCAACACCUGUGCUACAGAGACAUCCACAUCAAGGAAGAGGUAUGUUGCCUGGGUGGUAUAAAGCACCUGGUGGAUUUAUUAGAUCAUAAGGUUCUGGAGGUGCAGCACCAUGCAUGCGGAGCUUUGAGAAACCUUGUCUAUGGCCGAACCAUGGAUGACAACAAGAUUGCAUUGAGAAAUGCUGGGGGCAUUCCUGCACUGCUUUGUUUGUUGAGGACGACUGUAGACAGUGAAGUACGAGAGCUUGUCACAGGUGUGUUAUGGAAUCUGUCAUCAUGCGAUUCUCUGAAAAUGACAAUUAUUCGUGAUGCCUUAAGCAGCCUGACCAACACUGUGAUUAUCCCUCACUCGGGUUGGAACAGCACUGACUUUCACGAUGAGGCUAAACUCAAGUUCCACUCCUCGCUUGUGCUCCGCAACACCACCGGCUGCCUCAGAAACUUGAGUUCUGCUGGAGAGGAGGCCAGGAAACAUAUGCGCUGCUGCGAGGGACUUGUGGAUUCACUGUUGCAUGUCAUCAAAGCCUGUGUCAGCACCUCUGACUUUGAUAGCAAGAUUGUGGAGAACUGUAUUUGCACUCUGAGAAAUCUUUCCUACCGGCUGGAGCUUGAAAUACCUGCCUCCCAGCUCAUAGCCUGUCACGAAGUGGAUGGGUUAUUGGGGCCACAGUCUCCUAGUAAAAAGGCAGAAUACAACUGCUGUGGGAAAAAGAAGAAAAAAUAUGUACAGCAGGAACAGUGGGAUGGUGUUGGACCCAUUCCUGGUUUUACAAAGUGCCCUAAAGGUGCUGAAAUGCUGUGGCACCCAUCUGUAGUGAAGCCGUAUCUCACCCUAUUAGCCGAGAGCUCAAAUCCAGCAACACUUGAAGGCUCUGCAGGGUCACUCCAGAACCUCGCCGCUGGAAACUGGAAGUUUGCAGCAUAUAUACGCGCAUCAGUGCGUAAAGAAAAGGGUUUGCCAAUACUGGUGGAGUUACUGCGCAUGGACAAUGACAGGGUUGUGUGUUCCAUUGCCACUGCACUCAGAAACAUGUCCCUGGAUGUGAGAAAUAAAGAACUGAUUGGGAAAUAUGCCAUGCGGGACCUAGUGAACCGGCUGCCUGGAGGAAACACCACACUGCUGUCUGAUGAUACAGUGGCAGCCAUCUGCUGCACCUUACACGAGGUCACCAACAAAAACAUGGAGAACGCCAAAGCUCUGGCAGACACCGGUGGGAUAGAGAAACUUGUCAAUAUUACCAAGUGCAGAAGUGAUAGCAGAUACUCUGUAAAGGUGGUGAAGGCUGCUGCUCAAGUUCUGAUUGGACUAUGGCAGUACAAAGACCUCCGCACCAUCUAUAAGAAGGAUGGCUGGAAUCAGAAUCACUUCCUAACUCCCAUGACGACUUUGGAACGAGAGAGCUUCAAGUCACAGCCAACAAAACCAUUAAACACACUACAAAUGUCAUCUGUGCAUCACACAGUGCGCAGCACCACAUCAUCUCCAUCCAUGCUGGGCAUUAAAGAACGACACUCAAAUAAUCAAACCAAAAAAUCUACGAAGCAGUUUUAUAAUUGCCAAGCAGAAAUCAGCAUCAAUAAAAACACAUACACAGGUUUUGCAAAGCCAUCUCAGUUAUACAUGGGGCCGUACACUUCCCUGAACAGAGAGGGCUCAAGGCGUGGUCAGCAGAUGUACUACGCAAAUGAAGCUGGCCACAGAAACUACGAUACCUACUGCACAUACAUGCAACCACACACCUAUGAGGACUCAUACAUGAAUGAGACAGUCCACUAUUCUUCUGCAGAUUACAUCCAGUCACACGGCUUUAAAUCCUCAAGCAACUACAUGGACUUUAACCCAUCCACCAGGAGACCCUCAUACCAGGCUGAACAUUACCCGGUAUCGCCUGACUCAUGGGUAUAGAGCAGGGGUGUCCAGAAUUGUUUCUGGAAGGCUGGUGUCCUGCAGAGUUUAGCCUAUAACUUCCCUCGACACACCUGUCUGAAAGGUCCUCCUGGAGCAGGAUUGGACGACUCUGGUACAGAGAAAGCACCUUAAGACAUCUCUAAAUGUUUAAACUUCUUUGAAUAUUUUAACAGCUGUUUUUUUAAGAAAGGUAAAUAAAAGAUGCAAAGCAAAGGAAGAUUUAAUGUCAUAACAAAGCUGGAAAAGAAUGUAUGUAUGUCAAUGGAAACAGGAAGCAGAUCAUGAUCUUUGUAUGUAGAGGGGUUGAAGGAUGUGUUGAGAAGGUAAAAUUCAGUGCAAGAAAAUUCAGUAGGGUUCAAGACAGAAAAUGUAUCUGUAAACAAACAAUAAAUAAUGAUUAUAAUUAUUGAAUUAAAUUGAUAAUGAUAUAAUCUUAGUUUGUACAGAGGAAACAUUGUAUUGGUACCUGUUGGUUGUAAAUGUUAUCAAGUAUUGUACAUAUCUUUUACUUUCUUGACGAUGCAAUGAGAAAAUGCUUUUAUACUUCACACAGGUCAAAACUCAUGCUGUAUUAAAGUAAAUGCAUCAAUGAUUAUAUGAUAAGAGAUGUCAUUACCUUAUUCUGAAUUAAGCCUAUUUUUUUUUUCAUUACAAAAUGACAACUUUUUUGUAAUAAAACUAGGAUCUGGAUGCACAUGACAACGGGUUGUGGCAAUUAUCGACACUUGGGGGUGAAUAUAAAGAAAAGUUUCCCAGAAAUGACAAAUUUGUAAUUGGUGCUUGGAAAGUAAGGCAUCACUUUUAUUAUCUCAUGUGCAUUUUAUUGUGCUUAUUCUCUAUUGUCUUAUGUGAGCUCCUUUCACCUGAUCUAACAAGCAAUCAGUAAUGAAUAAACUACAAACUUUCCCCUUA